Molecule: messenger RNA, 2744 nt
Organism: Pecten maximus
Lineage: Eukaryota; Metazoa; Mollusca; Bivalvia; Pectinida; Pectinidae
Exons: 3
Coding region: 454-1287 (277 amino acids)
Source: RefSeq, a predicted model, not a curated record
AUAUUGAUUGAUAUUUGACGUGCAGCUUUAAAAAUGCGAUGAAAUCUUGCGGACAGGGGUGUGUGACUUGUAAUCGCGAACGUCCGUCUUAAGUGUAUAUGCCUAAGCCUUAUUAUGUUAAAAGGAAGUUAAACACGGCAGCCACAAAACCAUAAAUAGUAAAUACACAGGUGAAUGGACUACAUGUGCGUACGAUCAUUAUGCGCUAAAUUCUACGUAUAAUGAAAAUGUGAACUGAGGCCGGUCAGAUAGAAGCAGAUAGAAGCAGAUGUUCGAGGGCAGAAGAAACGUGGUACAACCGGACCCUGUGAAUGAAAGCCGACACCGCUGACCCCCUAUAGCUACACUUUGCAAGCUUGUGGCGUGUACUCCACAGCAGUCGCAGUCUGUACUAUAGAGAAAUGAUCGAUAAUUCUGACUUUCUCCUCGCAUUGGCGUAAGAAUCCAUUUGGAAUGUUGUUCGGCAGAUUUGGAAUAAGAAUGACAUGGAAACAAGUGGUGACGCCAUGGUUCGUGGGGAUAUUAUUCCUAGUGUGUGUACCUUAUUUACACAUCGGAAUUUUUCACUUGAAGCUCUGGGUACCCGAUAAAGGACCAGUAGAUAGAGAAAACUGUAGAUGCACGUGCUGGGAUACUGUUUUCAAAGGUACUUACCAGAAUCAGGAUGUAAUAAAAUACAAACAUAUCUACUUUAACGCCACGUCACAAACUUUCAUCAUCUGGGUCAUCACCGUUUGUCACAUGAUCGCCGCUUACGAAGCUCUGAAAUUUUUAUGGGUGACCUUGACCUCCAGGGAAAGUCGACUCUCCAUGAUGUGUUUGUUUCUUAUGGAUGUGUACCCGAUUUAUUAUUCUUGGUGGAAUUACCUAAAUUAUUUAAAUGACGAUUUUUAUGAUCAAUUUAUACACCAGUUUUUCUUUACCGUGACUGAGUUUGUAUCAACAUGCCUCAUAUUGCAGCUUUGUUCAAGGACACACCAAAUUCAUAAACUGAAAAUCUUAACGAUUAUCUCGAUUAGUUCCGUUCAUUUGCUCAUAGGGGGCGUUGAUCAGUUUUUCGUACAGAUGUUUUUAGGCGAAGGAAGGAUGCAUCAGAAAUUACGAAACUUCGGCUUUAUGUUACCAGACUUUUUACAUAUCUUUUUACCUUUGUACGUUUACAACAGAUCUCGAUUCGAUAUCAACAGUGAUAAUUAUAAGCAACCGUUUUUUACUAAAGCGGAUGCCGUUUAUUCACUGAUUGCCAUAUGUGGUGGAUUUGUCUUGGGAAAAGUAAUCCUUUCCUGACAUGUGAGAGAGAGAAAUCAAACUAUUAAUUUUAUUGUAUGUGACUGCAUAAAUGAUACAUAAAAAGGGACAGAUUUCGUACCCACUGUUAAUAUAUUCCGGUGAUUUUCAUAUUUAUUAAGUGAUGUAUGAUAUGGAUUUGGGCUGGGAAUUGGAGACAAGUCUCUGUACAUGUGUAUUUCAAAAUAGCAUCACUAUAUAUAUAUGCAUUCCGUUAUUAAUAGACAUGGCGAAGGAUAUUACUUAAUUGGAAAUUGUGAUUAUGCCAUAUAUCCACUUGCCAAUAAGUCGUACUAUCUCACACAGAACUGCAUGGUCUGUUCUACCAUGCAAUGCGUCUAUGCAAUAUGUAUCGCAUGAUAUACACGUGCAAUACACUAGAUAUCAGAGCCGAAAUUUCAUUUCCUUACACGGAAUAAAUUGUUUAUUAGCCUUAACUUGUCACGAAUAUUUAUGUUGAUGAAUAGAAUAUUACAAUCCUGGUUUUAACGGGAAGAGUAUAUAUAUAUUAUAAUAAAAAUGACCACGGCUGUUGACGGGCCGUGAAACAUAAUCAAUCCAUCAAUCAAUCAACAGCUGGUGCUGAGUGACGCAUCGUGGGUCACAUGAUCGAUCUACAACACCAAUCGUAACAUCUCGGGGAAAUUUCCGGCAACACUCGGAAAUCAACUCAAGUGUUGCCGGAAAGUCCCCCGAGAUGCAACAGCCAUAUGAUCCGGAGGAACUUGAUCAUGUGACCACAGUGCAGUCCCGGAUCGGUGACGAUAGAACGAACAUUUCUGGUUCUUGUUAAAUACAAUAUGUUAUUUGGUGCAUGCAUGUCUUACGACAAUCUGAUCAAAAUACAGAUCAACAUUCUCUGCAUCGUCGCUACCCAGGGAUCUGUCUUCCUAUAGCUCCGAUCGAUCAAACGAUUGGAACGUGGAGCGCCGACGAUGUGUUCACUACCGUAACGCUAAACAGGUAGUGCGCAAUAGGGAUCUGUCUGUAUUAUAAUGGGAUUCGUCAACUGUUAAAGGGGCAUUCCUUCGUUCGAAUAUCAGAAACAUGCACAAUUUCUAUUGAUAAAAUCUAUGUUCAAACGAUGAUUAUAUGAGUGUUUGUGCCUACAAGUAAUGAAAUAAACACCGAAAUGUACAGGGAAAAGGCGUAUCGUAUACAAAUACCGUAUGUCUUUGCGGUAAUUAGUGAUACUCCGGGUCAAAUUAAGAAUAUUCAGGACUUAGUACUUGAAGAACUCUGGUUCAUCUUGUAUGAAUGUAAAGAUUAUAACUUUUACUAUUUGGAAAAUAAUACAUAUUUUCCAGUAAGUUUAAUUUUGACGAGCUAAACUUUACUUUACACUGACAUGUUCCAUUUAUGUAUUUUGACACAAUGUACAUACAAUUCGUUUUGUUAACACGAGAAAAUGUAUGUGAUACAUGUUUUAAAAUAAAUAAAACAUGCUUUUAUCUGUA